Molecule: messenger RNA, 2100 nt
Organism: Fusarium verticillioides 7600
Lineage: Eukaryota; Fungi; Ascomycota; Sordariomycetes; Hypocreales; Nectriaceae
Exons: 3
Coding region: 1-2100 (699 amino acids)
Biological process (GO): regulation of transcription by RNA polymerase II; silent mating-type cassette heterochromatin formation; rDNA heterochromatin formation
Source: RefSeq, a predicted model, not a curated record
AUGGCUUCACCAAUGCCCAAUCCUAUUCAAGGCGGCUGGAAUCACAACGGUCAAACGAUGCAACAGAACGUGGAAACAAAUGAAGCAGGCGUCCAAGUGAGGCCUAUGGGCCUCAAGGUGCAUUAUACAUUUGACAAGGAGGCCAAAAUCAAUUGCCUUGCACGUUCAACACAAACCCUCUUCGUUCAAACGAUUCCCCUCGAUGAACAAAACUCCAUUGGCAUUGUCGACUUGAGAGCGUGUCUACUGGCAAUCACCGAAUGCAGCCCAGAACUCGGGAAUCAAGAUACUGAGGGCGACUACACCAUUUACGCACUCGAUUAUUCAGAACCAGACACCCCCUUGGUUGGACAAGGCAUGCUAUCAUGGGCACUCGACUCAAUGCGUGGUGGUGAAUGGCUGUCUCAGUCGCCCAAAAUGGUAACUGGGCGUGUUACCAAGAACUUGCUUGCCGUAUUUGGAGGAGGAAACCGCGAGACAAUCGAAGUCAAGCUCAAGUUCACAGUCGGUUCCAGGCUUCAAAGGCGAGAACCAAAUGUUGACAUGCCACCCGUUGAGAUACCACCUCACCCUAUGCAACCCACGCCUUUACAACCCGCUCCACUGCAGCCUGCCUCUAUGCCACCCUCCCGCUCUGCUGAAAUGGCCGUGGCUUCUGGCGCCGCUGAAUGGAGCUCUUUCAUCCAGGCCAACCCUCAUAUCGGACACACAGCACAUGUGUCUCGAGUAGCAUCACCUGCGCUUUCUCAAGGCGCACCACCUGUUACAAUUGAACGACGAGACUCGAUGGAUCCCGCGAUUAGCCAAGCCAAUUCAGGAUCGGAUGUUCAGCGCAUAGCACCCAUGCCCGUCCCUCCAUCAACUACCGCUGCUUCUACGUCAAGACCUUCUAGCAGAAGCUCCCGCAACAGGAAGCCACCGACAGGGCGGCCUCGCGGUAGGCCGCGAAAGAAGCCUGCCGAAGGAAACACCUCAGGGUAUGAAGACGGCACCGAGGGCGAGGAUGGCGGCUCAGUGCCAGUCAAGAAAAGAGCCAAACCAAUGAAGGUCGAAAAGGCUACUCCUAACCCCUUCACUUCAGGUCCAGAAUCUCUACGUGUCACUGCUAGUACCGCUGGUUCUCUUCGAAAUUUCCGUCCUGUUAAUGCAAACAAUGAGGCAGUCGCUGGGAAUCAUCUACAGGAGGUUCCUCGGGCACCUACUCCCGUUCCUGGCGGAGGACCCCUGAACGGCCCUGCCCAGCCUGGCCCCAAAGGUGUCAAGCCUCAGAGGCAAUCCUCGAUGCGCAAGGAGCUGGGUGCUACUCUGAGCAAUCAAAUACCCCCGAGACCACUUCGCGCCUUGUCCCCGAGUCAAGAGGAUGGCCGUUCUCCAGAAUCGCCUGUCGAAACUCCUGCCUUUUCAGAGGAUAGCCCGCAGGACAUACGGUCAUCCCCCCCUCUGCCACGAACAGAAUCUUUCAUGCGGUCAAGUCCUCCUCCUUCCAGUCCUGUUUUGCCACCCAUGCCCUCUCUACCAAGACAAAUAUCUAGCUUUGCAGAGAAUGAAACAGACGACUUGUUGGAUGAACCUGUCUUACCAACAGCCAAAGAGGGCCAGACUUAUAGCCAGCCUAAGACGCAGAAAGUAAUGGAAGACGUGGAUAAUACCGGAAUUCCAACCCAAGUGUUCAGGAUCGAAGACGGGCCAGAAGGCCAAGGACUCGUUCAUAUCCAGAACUUCAACACCCCUUACCCAACCUCAACUCCUGCUGGUCUCCCUCCAUCAGAACCCGUUACCGCGAGGAAAGUUGCCAUCCCUCGACUAGUUCGAAAUUCUUCUCAGAAACGACCGGCAAGCUCAAAACAACAACCACGAGACUAUGCACCAACUCCUCCUCCUACGACAGAUGCUCCAGAAAAGGAUAGCCCAGUCCCUGCCACUGCACCCUCGCUGCCAGAUUCUACUCAAGCGCAGGGCGACCAAGCUAUAGAGGCAAUGGAAGAAGAUGCCCUCUUUGAAUUAGAUCUUUACCUACUUCAAAAUCAAGUACUCGUGCCACGGCACCAAAGCCCCGCCCCUCGCGACCACUCGGCAGAUCACAGUCCGCAGGACUUCUAG